CAGACGCCUGGUGCAGUCCCAAGUUUGCUCUGUUCGCGGGAAUCUCUCAUAGUGUGUGACACAGACAAACUGCCACCAUGUCUGAGAAGAAGAUGACCUCAAGCCGCAGGCAUCAUCUCAAGAGUUUGAUGCUUGCGAUUGCUAAAGGUCUCCUGGAGGCGGAGGCGAAAGCGGCGGUGGAGGAGAGGGCCAAUUACAUGGAGGAGCACUGUCCCGAACUGUCUCUGCCGGGAUCACUGCAGGAGCUGCAGGAACUGUGCAAAAAGCUCCAUCAGAACAUAGAUGUGGUAGACGAGGAGAGAUAUGACAUGGCUGCCAAGGUCGCCAAGACAGACAAAGAGAUUGAGGAUCUGAGGAUGAAAGUGCAGGAUCUGAAGGGCAAGUUUAAGAAGCCCACACUGAAGAAGGUGCGCAUGUCUGCUGAUGCUAUGCUGCAGGCUCUCCUGGGCUCCAAACACAAAGUGUCCAUGGAUCUGAGGGCCAACCUCAAACAAGUGAAAAAGGAGGUGAAAGAGGAGGAUAAAGAGGCUGUUGGCGACUGGCGUAAGAACAUCGAGGACAAGGCUGGCAUGGACGGCAGGAAGAAGAUGUUUGAGUCUGAGGCUUAAAUUCGCUG
Messenger RNA from Chanos chanos (milkfish), 616 nucleotides. RefSeq names its product troponin I, fast skeletal muscle-like. Gene Ontology annotation, biological process: skeletal muscle contraction; cardiac muscle contraction. The record is from RefSeq and is a predicted model, not a curated record. The coding region runs from base 78 to 608 and encodes 176 amino acids. NCBI's taxonomy places the organism in Eukaryota, Metazoa, Chordata, Actinopteri, Gonorynchiformes, Chanidae. The transcript is spliced from 7 exons. Gene Ontology annotation, cellular component: troponin complex.